Ruditapes philippinarum (Manila clam) is the source of this 4210-nucleotide messenger RNA. RefSeq names its product centrosomal protein CCDC61-like. Gene Ontology annotation, cellular component: centrosome. NCBI's taxonomy places the organism in Eukaryota, Metazoa, Mollusca, Bivalvia, Venerida, Veneridae. The record is from RefSeq and is a predicted model, not a curated record. The coding region runs from base 292 to 2082 and encodes 596 amino acids. The transcript has 14 exons.
UGGCUUUCAUAGUUUCGCUUCCUGUACAAUUUUUGAAGAUUGCAACAACAACAACAAAAUAGCCUGUUUACUCUAAAUUUAUAAGACUGAUGCAUGUUGGGCAAAUAAUGUCAUAUCGUAAAAUGCAACUCAGACACAUACCAUAAAUAAAAGAAAAUACAACAUUCGUUUUAAAAUUUUCACAAGCAAUCAUGUCUUGGUUUUUCGUUUGUAAACUUGUCUGAACUUAUCAAAACAACAACAACAAAUUUUGUUUUAAAAUAGUGUCAUUAGAUCAGAUCGUAUUACAAAAUGGAAAACGAUACAACGGUGUCUGCUGCCUACAUUUUUAGGGGCAUAGAGUAUAUAGUGACAAUGACUGUUAAGGAUGACAGUCUCCUGGUUGUUGAAGUUGAAGAUAAAUUGACUGCAGACCAAUGGAGAGCAGAUUUUGAUUCAGCAUAUAUUGAAGACUUAACUCAUAAGACAGGAAAUUUUAAGCAGUUCAGUAUAUUUGUUAGUAUGCUUGAAUCAGGAAUUAUACAGGCCAGUGAGAGUGUUUCAUUAGAUUUACUAACAUAUGCUGACUUAGAAUCAUUAAGACAGAGGAAAUCAGGAAGUGCUGGCAAAUCAACAUCAGUUCCUCAAAGGACUGUCUCCCUAAAUUCUAAGAGAUACCUCAUUCUUACAUAUACAGUGGAAUUUGAUAGAAUACACUACCCUCUACCUCUACCAUAUGUUGGUAAACCAGACCCAAGACAGCUGCAGGAGCAGGUUAGAAACCUUAGAGCUGAAGUGAAGUCAUUGAAACAACAGGGGCCAACAGAAACCAAAGUUAAAGAUGUUGAAAAGUUACGGAGAGAAAUGGAAGCCUUACAAAAAGAAAAGGAAGAUAUUGAGACAGAAUUUUUACAGUUCAGACGUGAAAUGAAAAAUACAACACAGGGAAAUGCUUUAAAAGAAUUAAAAAUGUUUAAAACUAUGACACGACAGCUAGAAGAAGAAUUAAUGAAAGAGAAAACCAAGCAUCAGAGGCAAGUCAGCAAACACAGCCAACAGUAUAGAGAUAUUCUAGAAGAGCUUGAAGAAAUAAGAGCAUCAGAGAGAAAUCUUAAAAUAAGAGUUAAAAGUUUAACAAAUGAGUUAGCUUUGUAUAAAAGGGAUAAAGUUCACUCAUCAAGAAAACCAAGGCCAUACAGUCGAGAGAGGACCAGUUCAUAUGAUAGACUAUCAUCUAGGGAUGGGUCAUUAUCUCGAGACAGGGAGAGGUCAUUAUCACGUGACCGGUCGUGGUCAGAUAGACUGUCGUCUGCUCGAGACAGAUCUAAAGACAGGUCACGCGAUGGGUCACUGGAGCGCCCCUCGUCAACGAACAGAAGUAGGUUAAGUGACAGGAAUAAUAAUUAUAAAAAUAGUUAUUCACACAGAAGUCGGACUCCAUCUCCUGCCCCCGCUGGUCCUAGAAGUUCAAGGUUUGAUCCUUCGGCAUAUGUAAAAGAAAAAGAACGCAAAAAGAAAGAGGCACUUUCAAAAAAAAAAAGACAGCAGAGAGCAAAUGUAUCAGGAACCUCAGUUUUAUCAAAUAAACCAUCACCGGGGACCAGACUGGUUCACAGUAGAUUAUCAGCAAACAGUAGAAAUCGUUCAAGAAAUACUUCAUAUGGAAGUCAAGGUGAGAUCAGCGAUGGUGGAAUGUCAGAUUCUUCAUAUGCAAGUCUCAGGAACUACAACAGAAGUAGGUCAAGUAGACCAAGGUCACGGUCACGUCAAAAUGAAAGAAGUGCCUUGUCGUCUGCAUAUUUAUCUAGUCCAGAGGUGGUAAGUUGUCCAUAUAGCGUUCCUAUAUGCUUAUCAGGGCUUCCAUUUAGUUCCAAAAUUCAAAAUUUGGAAGUCAGAGACUGCAAAAUCUCUGACAAAACAUUACAUACAUUGGCCAGUACACCAGAUUCUGAACGUGGAAGAACAAGAUCUGUUAGAAACAAAGAAAAUAUACCAGAUAGCAAUGGUUAUGACAGCGAUUAUUUUGAUAGAUCUGCAGAGAUUUCAGAAAUUGAUGAGAGAUUGAACAGAUUACAACAGCUAAUGAAAACCAGUAUGACCUGAGUCAAAAUCUGUGAUAGAUAAAAAUAUACAUAUUUAUUUAGUGAUACUAGAAUGGGGCACAGUUUUCAUCUCAUAGUGAUUCUAGAAAAUUUGAGCCGUGUCACGACAAAAUCAACAUAGUGGGUUUGCGGUGAGCAUGGAUCUAGACCAGCCUGCCCAUCCGCGCAGUCUGAUCAGGAUCCAUACUGUUUGCUAUCAGUUUCUCUACAUGUAAUAGGGUUUGUAAGCGAACAGCAUGGAUCCUGAUCAGACUGUACGGAUGCACAGGCUGGUCUGGAUCCAUGCUGGUCGCAAACGCACUAUGUUGGUUUUGUCGUGACGCGGCUCAAAUGAUGCCUGGUGUGGAACCAUGGAUGUUCCAAGUUAUAUUGAAAGGGAAAAUGUUCAUAAAUCAGUAUACACAUUUAUUUAAAUUUUCAGAUUUCUGCUGAAAAAAUGAAAUAAGCAAAUUUAUUUUGUGUACCAAUCAUUCAUAAGGGUAUUCCUCCAAAUGUGCUGAAAUAUUAAAUAACAAAGUGUAAAAUGUUUCAAAAUCAACUUAAUGCUUGUGCUGAGAAAAAAAAAUCUGUCAUGCAAUGUGUUUGAAUCAUGUAGUUUAAAGUUCACAUAUUGGAGGAUAUUUUGUAUUUGAAAUAUUCAGAUAUUUGUCAAAGGAUGCAGUGUGAAUCAUUUACGUGUUUCUUGAUAGUAAAAUUUGAUUAUUUCAGAAAAAUUGUCAUUUAGUAAUUCAGUUUUUGUCUGUGAAUUCUCAAAGAAAAUAGUAUAGUGUGACUUUUCCAUUAUACUGUACUGUAAGGUAGUAAACAGCAGUUAUUUAACUUAUUUAUAAAUCCCUGAAACUUCUAAUUGAUAGUUUUAAAUUCAAAUCAAGCAUUUAAAUAAUAUAGAAUUUUGCAGGGUAAAGGUAAAAAAUAAGUAGAUACAAUAGUUUUAUGUAGAGGUAACCAUUAAGAAAGUAAGUGAUUCUGUACAUUACAAUGAUAACGUUUUCCUACUUUUAUUACAAAUUAUUUUACAUUUGAUUCUACUUUCCGUAUGUGAUGCAUCUAACAUGCUCUAAAUCCAUUAUCUUAUUAAACAUUUUUCUAAAUUAAUGUGCAUGUAAACAAAGAACGCUGUGGAAAUCGAGGUACUGCAUACUAAUUAGCUGCUGAUGUAGGUCCUACUUUGUUGAUACUAUAUAAACUUCAAUUUGCCAUUUCUUUUAAGGAAAACUUUUAUACAUUCUUGAGGCUUUAUGUGGUUUUAAACUGACCAGGAAAACUAUUACAUGAGGAAAAUAAAUAUGGAGAAUAUUAAGUAGCAACUUUGUGUCACUUUUGUUUAGAAUAUAUGAUACUUAUGUCUGACCUCUUUUAUUAAUCUGUAUCAGUUAGUAAUGAAAUAAGUUGAAGCAUGAAAUGAAAUUUAUUGUUGGGAACUAGGUUUAGUUAGAUGUUUAAAUAAUAUCUAGUAAAAAAUUUGUAAUGUAUAAAGUCGGCAAGAAUUUAUAGUUUUAUAUUGUUAUAUAUACAUGUACCUAGGCAUAUGUUAGUUGAAAACUCAUCAUAAAUCAUUCUGAAACUAUUUAUCACAGUUGAUAGUGGCUCAGAUGAAUACAAAUUUUUUUUAUAUUUUUUUUACAAAUAAGUAUGUUUAUCCUAUUUUCAUACUCCAUAACAAAAAAAAUUAACCGAAUAUUGAUUUUCGGCACUACUGAUAAUUCUGUUUAAAUUGUACAACUUUGGGCAUCAAUUAAAACCAAACUGUUAUCAUAAUUGCUUCAGAUAUAUUCAUAAUUAUUACGAAAAAGAUGAAAAGUAGACUUGGUGAAAGUACGUACAUAUACAUGUAGUAUAUAUAUGUUUAGAUUUAACUCAUUUUUUUGCCUCUGAUACUGAUAAAAUUAUUAAUAAUUAAUUAAUUAUUUAACCUAUGAUGCAAUGAAUAAAACAAUUAAGAAAUGUGCAAGGUGUGGCAUUUUACAAAAAAAGAAAAAAUAGCUCUGCUGUUUUGAAUAUGAAUUAUGUUUUUAUUGUACUUGUGUUUUAUUUCUUCUUUAAAGCAUGUUCUUUUAGUUUACACAGAUUGUUUCCUAUGUACAGUUACAAAGUCUUUUAUUUAUGAAAUAUUAAAUUUGUAGAAUGAG